This is a messenger RNA of Peronospora farinosa, 1236 nucleotides long. The record is from the annotation of a GenBank genome assembly. NCBI's taxonomy places the organism in Eukaryota, Oomycota, Peronosporomycetes, Peronosporales, Peronosporaceae.
AUGUCCAAGCCAUUACUGGACAAGAAUCUAUUCAAAAAGACGCUGAAAGUCAUUGGCGUGCGUGUGGAAGCCAAGAAAAUUGGAUGUGUAGUAAAAAAGCUCCAUGGUCAUUUACUUAAUUUACCGCGAUUGCGUAACGUCGUCCCGGAUCCGACUAAUCCAGACCCAUACAAGAACUCAAGCAGUAAAUUGAUCUUGCUCAAUGCAAAAGUGACGGACAUUGAGACUCUUUGGCCUUUAAAUAAAGACCUCGUGAGGUUUCUAAAGCAGGAAAGUCUAUCUUUUGUAAACCACGCCAUUGAGCUGGAUUAUAGCUACUAUGCAGUGGACCAGGUUUUAAGCGAGCUAUUGCCCAAGGGUAUGGACAUUCCGAGCUCCUUUGAGACAGUCGGACACAUUGCCCACUUGAACUUAAGAGACAAUCAAUUGCCGUACAAGAACGUCAUUGGACAGGUCAUUUUGGACAAGAAUGCACAGAUCCGGACCGUCGUGAACAAGACAGACAACAUUGAGACCAAGUUUCGGACAUUCCCGAUGGAAGUCCUGGCUGGGGACAAUGAUAUGGAGGUCGAGGUGCGAGAGAGCAAGGCUGUGUUUAAGUUUAACUACGCACAGGUCUACUGGAACUCACGACUGCAACAGGAGCAUCUGCGGAUCAUCCGUCGCAUUAAACCUACUGACGUAGUGUGCGAUAUGAUGUGUGGCAUCGGCCCUUUUGCUGUUCCUGUGGCUAUAAAUGGCAGCAAGGUGUAUGCAAAUGACCUGAAUCCGAGAAGUUACCAUUAUUUAAAGGAAAAUAUUGCGUUAAACAAGGUGGAGAAUCUCGUUACGCCCUACAAUCUGGACGGCCGGGAAUUUUUGGCCAAGCUGCUGAACGAAAAGAAGCAGUUUACACAAGUGCUUAUGAAUCUGCCAGCUAUUGCACUCGAGUUCCUGGAUGCGUUUCCUGGACAAUUUGAUUACUGGGAAGGCGAGCUCCCGUACAUAUACUGCUACUGCUUCUCCAAUGCCGAUGACGUCCAGAAGGACGUGAAGGAGCGCGCUGAAAAGAUCAUGGGCGGCAAGCUGGACUUGGAAAGAACGACGUUUCACCUCGUACGUGACGUAGCCCCCAAGAAGGUUAUGGUAUGCAUUUCGUUCCAACUACCCGAGGCAAUUGCAUUCAGCUCGGAGCGUCAGGCGUCAAAGCAAGACGACUCAAAGCGUCGAAAAAUCGAGGCAGGGGCCACAGCAUGA